This is a messenger RNA of Mangifera indica (mango), 2338 nucleotides long. Its product is annotated as F-box protein At2g16365-like. NCBI's taxonomy places the organism in Eukaryota, Viridiplantae, Streptophyta, Magnoliopsida, Sapindales, Anacardiaceae. Gene Ontology annotation, biological process: regulation of photomorphogenesis. The coding region runs from base 202 to 1947 and encodes 581 amino acids. The record is from RefSeq and is a predicted model, not a curated record. The transcript is spliced from 4 exons.
UUAUUUAGAGUACAGUAUACUGUAAAGCUAAAUUAAUAAGAUAAGAUCUGAAACAAAACUAUACUUGUUAUUUGUCCCAGAAUCACUCAAGUCUUUUUGUUCUUCUGUGGCUUCUCAGUCUUUGCACAGAUGCUGCCUACCCAAGUGAAUUGUGAUGAAGCUCUGAAGGGAGGCUACUUUUGGUGAAAAGUAAUUUGUAUCAUGUCUGAUCAUGUUAUACAAUCAAAUCAUGAUGGUGAGGGAAUGCGUAGAGAAUCUAUGCAUCUUUACCAAUCGAUCUGGAUGGCUCAUUGGACACAUACAAGUCACAAGUCUGAAACCCGGUACGAUAAGCCAUUAUCAUCUUAUUGUGAGUACAAAGAAGAAGAUUGUGACUCUAAGCAACAUGGACCCGAGAUACCAUCAGGCAUUUCUGAACAUACCAAAAAAUUUGGAGAAGUAUUUGAAUCUAGAACAGCUAAUAUUAUACAUGAGAAUCUUAAACUGAGUUCAAUAAAAAGUGGAAAAGAAAUAUUAGAAAGCCACUUCUUUCCAAAGUUCAGUCUUUCUAAAAAAGAAAGUACUAUGCCACUGAAUAACGUCACAACCAAGGAAGGGACACUUACUGAAAUGGGAACUUCAUCUGGAGAAUUUCAUUUCCAGCAUGAAGGUGUCUUAGGGGAUCAGGAACAGCAGGUGAAAUCUCAUGAAUCUAUUGCGAAGAAAAGCUUAGCUGUUUCAACAUCUUUUCCGCAUGAUGUGGGUUCAAGUUCGAAAAUUGUGCCAUGUGGAUACAACAGCAGGAAGUCUCCAAUUUAUUCCUUCAUAUGUGGGCAAGAAAAGAUUAAUCAAUCAGGCACCACUGAAGGGCAUCCCAAGUAUUCUCAGACUACUCACCAUUUUCUAAUCACUAAGAAGACUGAUGUAAACUUGUCAGAAGGAGGUGAAAUGUUCAAAGAAAAAUUGUUCAGCAAAUACCUCAGUCCAUCUUCUGAUUUUGGUUUCCUUGGUCAGCUGGAUGUGAAAAUCCAACCUCUGGGGAGCACCACAGAUAGCGAGGAAAAAGGAAAGAUGGGAGAUAUCAAGACUUCUGCAGUUUCUUUAAAGAAUGAGUCAUCAGCUGACACUGAUACUAUGGACAUGGAUGUUUACCAGAAGGACCAUUUUUCUGAAGUGGUUUCUUCCCCAAAAAAUGAGGUAAAUGUUAUGAAAGAGGACAAAGUAGCAACAUCGCAAGCUGCCGUUGCCUUAACCAGAGAAGAAAUUGGAGGAAGAUUGCCCAACAUUGAGUUAGCUGAUAUAAACCAAGAGCUUCCUGGACUUCCAUCUGUUGCUAACUCUGUGGAUGAUAGCAAGACAACUUCCUCAAGAACUCAGAGUUUGGAUUUAGAGCAUCUCCUUUCACAUGCUGAGCUGCCCACAAAUUCCAAAUCUGUUACUUUUCCAGACGGUCAUAUAGGAUCAGAUCCAAGCAUCAGAUGGAUUAAACGUCUGAAAUUGAGUGCCUCAGGUUCUUUUGCUCAUGGCACUAAGAUUUCUGAAAUGGAAGAAGCUUCUUCCAAUGAAAAAGUUAACAAGUUUGUCAACAAAAUCAUGAGACGCAACAUUACUAGAUUUGAACCCAAAAUGGGCAAAUGCUCUGCUAAAGAACCAACGGUACUGGACCGGACUGCUGGCUUGUUAAGUAAUGGUGAGUCUUAUUUCAGUGAAGCAUUGAGGAACACUCAAGACAUAAGUCUUUCCAAUUGUUGGAUUCGGAGAUGGUGUCAUGAUAGAGCUGCAUCUCGAACACAGAACUGUGAGAGAGUGACACUUUGUAAGCCAGGAAGUUCAAAAGCAACAUUAGAUGAACUUCAAAAGAAGCAGUUUCCCAGCAUACGUGCUAUGGCUAUGAUGGGAAAGGCCCUGAACAGUUUUCAACCAUGUGAAUUUAGGAAAAAGAGGUCAUAUAUUGUUUGGAAAACUUAGGGAUUCUGAGAUGAUUCUACACAGAUUAUGCAGGGAACAAAUAGCAAGCUAAUCAGUCCAUAGAAUCAAUCUGGCUAUCUUGGUUUUGGAAUUGCCUUAGAAAGGGGAAAUGCUUUGGCCAUCCGGAACAAUGAUUCAGUGGACAAGAUGUGGAAUUUUUCUUUAGCUAGAAUGUUCCCUCGGUAUGCUCUCUGCCCUGUAUUUGUUUUGGACUUGGUUUUUUUUUUUUUUUUUUCCUUAGAAUAGGUUUUCUGAGUGUGCUUUGAAUGUGGUAAUUCUUUGGGAGAAAGCGAAAUGAAAAAAGGUGGAGUGGUAAUCAACUGCUCUCACUUUAUAUUGUAUAUUUUCUUGUACUCUGCCAUGUUGCAAAAAUGCCCCUUUUGAUCGUCCA